Molecule: messenger RNA, 663 nt
Organism: Prosopis cineraria
Lineage: Eukaryota; Viridiplantae; Streptophyta; Magnoliopsida; Fabales; Fabaceae
Product: probable pectinesterase/pectinesterase inhibitor 7
Exons: 2
Coding region: 1-663 (220 amino acids)
Biological process (GO): cell wall modification
Molecular function (GO): pectinesterase activity; pectinesterase inhibitor activity
Source: RefSeq, a predicted model, not a curated record
AUGGCCAUGAUUCUCCUCCUCCUCCCCCCUCUGACUUUUGCUGCUCCCAAUGCACCAUUUGUGAGACAAACGGUGACUGUAAGCAAAGACGGGAGAGGGAACUUCACCACCAUCCAGCAAGCUAUUUCUGCAGCUCCGAGCAACACUCUCUCCACGGACGGGCAUUUCUUGAUCCGCGUCUCUGCAGGUAUCUAUGAAGAAUACAUCUCUAUUGAUAAGAAAAAGACUUAUUUGAUGAUGAUAGGAGACGGCAUCAACAAAACUAUCAUCACAGGCAAUCACAAUGACGAUGACGGGUGGAAAACCUUCAACUCUGCAACUUUCGGCGUGAAAGGGGAUGGAUUCGUGGGAGUGAAUAUCAUUUUUCGCAACACAGCAGGGCCGGAAAAGCACCAAGCAGUCGCAGCUCUAAACUCAGCAAACAUGUCCUCAUUUUAUAGCUGCAGUUUUGAGGGAUACCAGGACACGCUAUACGCACAUUCGAAGAUGCAGCUGUACAGAGAAUGUGAUAUAUACGGCACGAUCGAUUUCAUCUUCGGGAAUGCGGCGGCGGUGUUCCAAAACUGCAACAUUUAUGCUCGUAGGCCUAUGAGGGGAUUAGGGGCUUUUCAUCUUCGGGAAUGCGGCGGCGGUGUUCCAAAACUGCAACAUUUACGCUCGUAG